UAUAGCAACGAAGAAAUGAUGGCUCCGUGAAGAAACAAAUGGACUAUUUUUUCCUCAUAAAUCCAGACGAUAAGUAUUAGCUACACAUAUAAAAUAAUGACAGAUUAAAGAUUUCAAAAUGGGAGACAAAAAGCCAAAGACUAAACGUGUAUUUGUGAAUAACGUCGACGGAUAUUCUUCCAAGCACAUCGCUAAGUUUUUAUCGACAUGUACACGCGAAGAGGACGAUGCAGACGCAGAUGAAAUUGUACUUUCUCAUGGAGGUGAACCUGCAUUUCACAUAGUUGGAACAGUGUCUCCAACAUUCAAAGAAGAGAGGAACAGUUUUCUACUAGAACAAUAUAAGUCACCAACUCGUGAUGAGCUGCUUGAGCACUUCCUGGAGUGUGAUGUAGUGGUGUACAACAUCUCAGAAAAUGCCACACAGCAGCUGAUUGAGGAGGCAACAUGGGCCAUCACAGCUCUGCACGCUGGAAUGGAGGGCUUCACAUCUCGGAAAAUGUUCAUCUUAGUCUCUACUGUGAUGACCUGGGCCAUGACCAAACCACAGAAUCCAGAUGAAACAGAUGUUCUGCUCACAGAGGAAGAGUACAGGAGAAGAAGACCACAUCCCCAUUUCAAAAACCACAAUGAAUUGGAAAAGCUUGUGCUUAAACUGGGUAGAAGUAAAAAGUCCAAACUUGCAGGUUAUGUUGUAAGCAGUGGUCUUCAGUAUGGAAAAGGAGAAAACCUCUUUCAUUACUUUUUUAAGGUGUCAUGGUUGAUGCAGUUCCCACAGGUUCCUAUAUUUGGUCAGGGGGCAAAUUACAUCCCCAUGAUUCACGUAUAUGACCUUGGAGGAGUGAUCCAAAACAUAAUCGAGGUCAGGCCUAAGUCAAAAUACAUCCUGGCUGUUGAUGAUUCCAAGAACACUUUGGAGGAAAUAGUGAAGGCGAUCAGUGACGUAGUGGGACCAGGAAAAAUUAACAUAGUCCCUGAGCAGGAGGCCAUCUCCCUGAAGGCUUUUGAGCCAACAGAAUUGGAAUACUUAAAAAUCAACCUCCGCCUGGAUGCAUUUAUUGUGAAAGACUCCUUGAAUAUCAACUGGAUGUCCGAAGCUGGAAUGGUGAAAAACAUUGAAAACAUUGUGGAGGAAUAUAAAGUCACCAGGCAGCUUCUUCCAAUUAAAAUCUGUUUGGUUGGACCUCCUGCUGUCGGUAAAACUACAGUCACAGAGAAGCUCUGCCGUCAUUACCAAAUACACCACAUCAAGAUCCAAGACGUCAUCAAAGAAAAGAUCACACAGCUGCAGCAGAUUGUAAAUGAAGCAGACCCUGAAUCUGGCAGUGAAGAGACGGUGGCCUCUGCACGAAAACAACUGAAAGAUAUACAGACAAGCAUGGAAAUGAAUACAGGUCGAGUAGCUGAUAAUGUCCUUUUUGAAAUUCUGCAAGAAAAGCUGAAUUCACAGCCAUGUUUGAACCAAGGAUAUAUUCUGGAUGGCUUCCCUAAGACUUAUGAGCAAGCAAAGUUGCUUUUCUUAGAUGAAGCAACAGAGAACCUGGAUUCAAUGUCCAAAACACCUGGGUUCAACAAGAAGAUCAUUCCAGAGCAUGUCUUUGCUCUUAGUGCAACUGAUGAAUUCCUGAUAAAAAGAGUGCAAGGACUUCCAGAGAGUGUGGCAGAGAAAAUGCACUAUACCCACGAGGAAUUUGUCCCUCGUCUAAACAGAUACAGACAACUGAAUGCUGCUGAGGAAAACCUGCUGGACUACUUUGAUGAACUUGAGAUUUAUCCAGAAAUACUUGAGGUUGAUGCUGAUGAUCCUGAAAACAGAGAAGUUAUGAAAAAGAUCAUCGAGACGGUGGGGAAUCCAACAAACUAUGGUCUGAGUCCUGAGGAGCAGGAGGAGGAGGACAGGAGGAAAGAAGAAGAGAGGAAGCAGAAACUGGCUGCCGCGGCAACUGAGAGGAAACUCAAGAAUGAGGCUGCACUGGCUGAGAUGGCUGCACAGUAUCAGGAGUGGCAGAAGAAUUUGUCAGAGUUAGAACGGCAGGAGGACGAGCUGCUGGAAGCUCGUUCUCUCCCUCUGAGGAACUAUCUGAUGAAGUACGUGAUGCCCUCACUCAGUGAAGCCAUGGUCGAGUGCUGCAAGAUCAAACCAGACGACCCUGUCGACUUUUUGGCUGAAUAUCUUCUGAGGAACAACCAACAAGACUGAAAAAUCGCAGAAAGAUUGUUCCAUUUGCUUUUUUUUAGACUGUUUAUCUAUAUUUUCAAAGAUGAUGAUUAUACCAAAGACAAUAUGUAUAACAAAAAGAGUAAAUCACAAUUGUUACAGCAUUCUAAGGAAUAAAACAGGUUUGAUUGGGGGGUGGUUAUUGUUUUACAUGCAAACAGUAUUAAAGUAAACUGACUUUUGAGAAUGAUAGUAGCCUGGUCUACUACUCAGUUCAAAAACCUCCAGUCUGUUCACUUCCCUUAGUACUGUUUGGAUGUUACAGUAUAUGUACACAUUUAUAUAUGAAAAGUAAAAAUGAAAUGGUA
This is a messenger RNA of Sphaeramia orbicularis (orbiculate cardinalfish), 2526 nucleotides long. Its product is annotated as adenylate kinase 7-like. Lineage: Eukaryota; Metazoa; Chordata; Actinopteri; Kurtiformes; Apogonidae. The record is from RefSeq and is a predicted model, not a curated record. Bases 119 to 2200 code for a protein of 693 amino acids. Gene Ontology annotation, biological process: nucleobase-containing compound metabolic process. Gene Ontology annotation, molecular function: nucleobase-containing compound kinase activity; ATP binding. The transcript is spliced from 18 exons.